This is a messenger RNA of Aspergillus welwitschiae, 303 nucleotides long. RefSeq lists its product as uncharacterized. Lineage: Eukaryota; Fungi; Ascomycota; Eurotiomycetes; Eurotiales; Aspergillaceae. The transcript has a single exon. Bases 1 to 303 code for a protein of 100 amino acids. The record is from RefSeq and is a predicted model, not a curated record.
AUGGCUGGCAAACCAUACUCCGGCUACUACCUGAAGCCUGCCAUUACGGAAGCCACGGAUAAAACUGUUGAAGUUGCGGCUCGCUAUGGCAUUGGUGGCUAUGCUGCUGCUCUUCCAUGGACUUCAAGGCACAGUAUUCUUCGCAAAGAGUAUGGGAGUUCCAUUAUUAUUGGUUCCUCCAGCUUCGCCCAGUCGGAAUCGAAUACUGGCACAAUUGAGGUGGGUCCGCUGCCCGAGGACGUUGUAGCUGCCUUGGAGGCGCUUUAUUAUGAAAUUGGUGAUGAGGUGCAUUACCAUCUAUAG